Molecule: messenger RNA, 3393 nt
Organism: Podarcis raffonei (Aeolian wall lizard)
Lineage: Eukaryota; Metazoa; Chordata; Lepidosauria; Squamata; Lacertidae
Gene: UPF3A
Product: UPF3A regulator of nonsense mediated mRNA decay
Exons: 10
Coding region: 61-1509 (482 amino acids)
Biological process (GO): nuclear-transcribed mRNA catabolic process, nonsense-mediated decay; positive regulation of translation
Cellular component (GO): cytoplasm; nucleolus
Molecular function (GO): telomeric repeat DNA binding
Source: RefSeq, a predicted model, not a curated record
UACGCGCUAGAGACGCCGUUGCUGACGGCCGGCGGAGGGUUUUGUGAGAGCCCCCCCCCCAUGGAGGCUCCGCUUCAGCGGGAAUCCCCCCGUCGGGUACCGGAGACCCCUCCGACGUCCCCGGGGCCGCCGCCCCCUCCUCCGCCGCCGCUGCCGCCGCCCCCGCUGCCACCACCGCCAUCCAGCUUGCCGCCGCUGCCGGGCAAACCGCAGCGGGAGGAGAAAAGAGCGGCUCUGAGUAAAGUAGUUAUACGGCGGCUACCUCCUAGCUUUACCAAGGAGCAGCUGGAGGAACAGCUACAUCCACUUCCUGCUCACGAUUAUUUUGAAUUUUGUACCUCUGAUCCCAGUCUUUAUCCUCAUCUCUACUCAAGAGCAUAUAUUAAUUUUAGAAAUCCUGAUGACAUCCUUCUUUUUAGAGAUCGCUUUGAUGGCUAUGUCUUCAUAGACAGUAAAGGUUUAGAAUAUCCAGCUGUUGUUGAAUUUGCACCAUUCCAAAAGAUUUCUAAAAAGAAACUGAAGAAGAAAGAUGCAAAAGCUGGAAGCAUAGAAGAUGAUCCAGAAUACAGAAAAUUUCUAGAAAGUUACUGUGCAGAAGAAGAAAAAAUAUGUGCUAACCCUGAGACUCUGCUGGGAGAGAUUGAGGCAAAAACAAGAGAACUCAUUGCUAGAAGAACAACACCACUUUUGGAAUAUAUUAAAAAUAGAAAAUUAGAAAAACAGAGAAUCCGAGAAGAGAAAAGGGAAGAACGAAGGAGAAGAGAAUCAGAAAAAAAACGCCUAAGGGAAGAUGAGAAGCGGAAGCGCAGAGAGGAAGAAAGGCGUAAAAGAAAAGAAGCUGAAAAGCAAAAGAAAAUGGCUGAAAAAGAAAUAAGGAUCAAGCUUCUUAAGAAACCUGAGAAAGGCGAUGAGCAAGCCACAGAAAAGCACAGAGAAAAAGAAAAAGCUGACAUAGACGAGAGUAAAUGGGAGAAAUCACCUGGGCACGGGAGUAUAAAAUCUAAACCCCUGGAAGGUUCACUGAAGGAACUUAAGGAAAAGUCUCAAAAUGAUAGUGAUAAAGAGCAAAGAGAUUCAGAGAGAAGAUUUCGUGAAAAAGAACCUGAGAGACAAAGGUAUCGCCUGGAUGAUAGCCGAAAACACAGAAGUCACUAUGAAUUUGACAAGUUUGUGAGAAGGAAUGAAGAUGAGGUGAAGUGGGGAAAAGGAUACAGCCAAGAUCGAGGGAAGAAAGUGAACUACAACUACAGCUUCACUGUGGACACAGUAGACAAACUGGGUAAAGAGGACAAGUGUGAUGACAUGGCAUCCAAAAAGGAGCGCAUAAGAAAUAAGGAUCGGCCAGCCAUGCAACUAUACCAGCCAGGAGUUCGCAUUCGAACACAUACGGGGUCUACAAGUAGGUCCUAUGACUGCACUGAAAAGUCUUCAGAAGAAGCUUAUGAUAGAAAGUAUGAAGCAGACAAUUCACCAGGAGGUGGUUCUGAGAAGAGCGAAGAGGCAGAAUAAAACAACAUGGACAGAAACUUCAGCAUUUAAGAUUUAGUGUCCCGCAAAAUAUUAUAUGUUCUCGGAAUUGGCCCACCAUUACCAAGAAAACUUUUUUUUUUAGUUUUCUAGUAGAAGUUUAGGCCACAGGCAACGUUACAUAAAUGUUACAAGAGAAUAUCAUCACUGUGCACUUACUCUGUUUCUAGCUAUAUGCAUGUGAAGGCAUCUUUCAUUCCAAUGCAUAUAGAUACAUAUUUGAUGGUAUGUUAUGAUAGUAAUAGCAUGACUUUUAAAGGCUGUUCUUCAGGUGGAUUUCAUUGCCAUUAUCACUGACAUGUUACGCAAAUACAUGCCUCUAUACAUAAUGGAGUGAUGGCUCACAUAGGCAUAGGGCAUACUGUGGCUUAAGAAGUGGGAAGGGUAUUUAUGACACAAUGUUAUUGAAUAUUACAGUAGAAUUCAGGAUUUCGAAGCUUCUGAUAGUACCAAGCAUAUAUUGAGGUUUGUGUUUUGCAUAAAACUUUUCUGAAAUGUUCCACUCUAGGGGAAUUCUUUAAAGCAUGCAUUUCCAUCAGUUUUAACUGAGGCAUUUUAUGUUCUAUGAAUUGCAUUAACAGGUCUCAGUAUGACAAGACCAUGAGAAUACGACAUUAUACAGAGUGUAACUGUAUUUAGGUCAGUCAGGAGAAUAACACGCAAGUACAUUACCCUGGUCCUGUAAGGAGUUAAGUCCCAGUUUAGUAAGUGCAUUGCUGCAUAAAGAACUAUAAACAACAAAUUACCCUUGUAAUUAAGAUAAUGUUUAAAUGAUUAUUACAGGACAGUACUCAACUGCAGGAUCAUGGGUAAUUAAAACGCACAAUUUGCACAUUUGUGUCCAGUGUCUGCAGGCCUCAGUACCUCAAUCCAUUUACAUUGGUUUUCAGGGGUAAAUGAGGCAGAAAGGCAGCAUGAUCCAUCUAUUAUAUUUGGGGUUGUGCCAAAUUCCAGUGAAGGAGAGUGGGAAGAUUUAAAGCCUAGCAAGUGCAGGUGGGAUGGGAGUGCUAAAGCUUUCCUUCUUCUCGCCAAAAGCUGCUUCUCCCUCCCAGCAAGCAGCUAAUGGGUUGCAGCUUUGGGUCAGUUGCUCCUGCCUCCAAGUGCUUUUCUUCCACCAGGAGUUACUUUCAGACUCAAAACCCCAUCUGAAGAAAAGCAGCUUUGGGCAAGCAGUUUCAAGGGAGAAGGGGGGGGGGAGUGGGUCAUCACUUUCUGCCCACCCUGCUUUAUAGGAAUCCAGAAGCAACCCAUGGGUCUGGUGCUGUAAUGUCUAAUUUGCUCUUUCAUUUGCUAGAACAUCAGGUAAGUGUCUUGUGUUCUUUUGUUUCCGAGUUGCUUUUGCCUUGUAAAAGGUUUUGUAUGUUUAGACCAGAGAAAAGCCUGAAUGUUUAAUGUCUGUCAUGAAAUAGCAUAUUUAAAGGUUUCGCCACUUUUUAAUAUGUGAUAUAAGUGACAUUGUUUUGUACUGUAUGUUAAUAUUUCAUAUAGUAUGUUUUUACAUAAGUCACCCGUGGGAACACUUAUGUUGAUAGGUAAAAGCUAUGGAAAUAGAAUGUGUUUGAGGGAAUAAACUGCUACGACCGUUCCCUCUGUUUAUUGUGCUCGUUAAGAAUCCAUUUUUUGUGUAUAUAUUCUUGUUCUUAGUAAGCAACUGCACAGGCCUUGAUAUCAGAGCAUCACUCUGACAAUACUGAUAAGCUUUUUGUUUACCUGAAACACAGGUCUUCUUUUGACUACUUUUUUACAUCAUGUCCUCAACCUUUUUUUACUGUCCUCCUAUCAGCAUUUGAUUGUUCUAAUGUAAAUAAAGGGGAUCAUCUGGACCUUCAACCACUAGAAUAUUAAACUGAAAUCUGAUAAUCUGAA